CUCUCGCGCUCUCACUCAAAUAACUGUUGAAAAGGGUUUCCAUGGAGGUCAAUCUAACGGGAGGGGCGGUAGCUCGGAUUAUAAACGAAGAUGUGACCACCGAGAGGGACUUGAAACCUGUGCUUCAAGUGAUAGAGAUGAAGGAGGUUCAAACUACGUCGAAGAAUCCGCAACAGCAGCAGCAAGAACCGAAAAAGAUCGAGAGGUUCAUGCUGUUGCUAUCGGAUGGGUCGUUAACGCAGCCAGGGGUGCUUGCAACCAGUAAGAACGAACUUGUGAAAUCCUUUAAAUUGCUAGUCGGCUCCAUUGUUCAAUUGACUCAGUACAUUUGCGACGUCAUCCAAGAUUGCAUGAUUGUUAUUAUUAUUGAGUUGGAGGUGAUAGUUGAAAAAUAUGAUAUCAUUGGGAAGCCUGUACCAGCACCCAAAUCUUCUAGGCACACACAAUUCCCUACUGAUCAACCUGGGAUAGUGAUGGCACAGACUAAUUCUGUACGAGGAAGCUCAGUUGGUUUCAGUAUGGCUGAUAAGUUGAACACGCCAAGGACCACUCUACUGCAGCCUAGAAUGAAUCAGUUUCAUGGUAGUUCUUAUACGAAUGAAUCUGAGCAAGUAAGAUAUCCUGCUGCAAAUGCACGUCCUGUUUAUCCGAAAACAGAUCCUUCUGCUGGCUUUCCUGGAUCAUCAUCUUCAAGUGGACCAUGUGGAGUUCAGAGUGCAGGUUUCCAUAGCCCUAGGCCAGCAGUUUCACGUCCUCUAAGCACCUCUAUCCACCAAUCCAUACCUGCGUAUCAACAGCCAUCCCCCAUGUAUGCUAAUAGAGGGCCAGUAGCCAAGAAUGAGGCACCACCCAGGAUAAUCCCAAUUUCUUCUCUGUAUCCUUAUCAGGGCAGGUGGGCAAUAAAGGCCAGAGUAACAGUAAAGGGAGAACUUAGGCGCUACAGCAAUGCUCGUGGUGAUGGUAAAGUUUUCUCUUUUGAUCUCCUCGAUUCUGAUGGUGGGGAAAUACGGGUGACCUGCUUUAAUGCUGUGGUUGACCAAUUCUAUAACCAGAUUGAAGCUGGUAAGAUUUAUCUGAUUUCUAGGGGAAGUCUGAAACCUGCUCAGAAGGCAUUCAAUCACCUUAAUAAUGAGCAUGAAAUUUUUCUUGAUAGCACAUCAACAGUACAGCCGUGUUAUGAGGAUGACAACACAAUUCCACGGCAGCAAUUUCAUUUCCGUACCAUAAGUGAUGUUGAAGGCAUGGAGAACAAUGAUAUUGUGGAUAUAAUUGGUGUGGUAUCAUUUAUCAGUCCUACUGCUUCAAUAAUGAGAAAAAAUGGUACAGAAACUCAGAAGAGAAUCCUUCAUUUGAUGGACAUGUCUGGCCGAAGCGUUGAAUUAACUUUAUGGGGAGCGUUUUGUAAUGUUGAAGGACAAAGGCUCCAAUCUUUGUGUGAUACUGGGGAGUUUCCAGUUCUGGCUGUGAAAACUGGUAGGGUGAGUGAUUUUAAUGGGAAGGCGGUGGGAACUAUCUCUACAUCCCAGUUAUUUAUAGAUCCUAAUUUUCCUGAGACUCACAGGCUAAAGGAAUGGUUUGUCAGGGAGGGGAGGAAUACUCCUGUCUCUAUUUCUAAGGAAACAUCAAGUGUGAGUAGUACAGAUAAGAAAACUAUAUCACAAAUCAAAGAUGAGAGGCUAGGGACUUCUGAGAAGCCAGAUUGGAUUACAGUUGUAGCAACUAUUGCAUACAUCAAGUUAGACAAUUUGUGCUACAGAGCUUGUCCCGUCAUGAAUGGGGAUCGCCAAUGCAACAAAAAGGUUACAAAUAAUGGAAAUGGGAAGUGGUGGUGUGAUAAAUGUGAUAGGUCAGUAGAUGAAUGUGACUACAGGUAUGUUAUUCAGUUCCAGAUACAGGAUCAUACGGGUACAACAUGGGUGACUGCUUUUCAGGAGUCUGGUGAAGAUCUCAUGGAAGUGUCGGCAAAAGAUUUGUAUCAUUUGAGGUAUGAAAACCAAAAUGAUGAAAAAUUUAUGGAAAUCACGCGACAGGUUAUGUUUAAUAAAUAUACUUUCAAGUUGAAAGUGAAGGAGGAAACUUUUAGUGAUGAACAGCGUGUGAAAUCGACAGUGGUAAAAGUAGAAAAAGUACAAUUUUCAUCAGAAUCGAGGUGCCUUUGGGAUUUGAUUGAUAAGAUUAAAGCAAAUGAUUCUAGUUCUGCAUCGAAGGCAGAGAUUACCGCGCCUAAUCAUAGAAUGGAUUAUACUGGAAUAGGGACUGAUGGAGGCAGACAUCUUGCACCAACAACUGCUACCAGAGAAUGCGGGUUACCUAGAAAUCAAGGGGUACAAUAUGGAAAUCAGUACAGUGGUUCUAGGCUUGGAGAAACUGCUUCACGCAUGGAUGUGUUCUGUAACAGUUGCGGAGUUACCGGUCAUAGCUCUACAAAUUGCCCUGCCCUACCAUUAUGAAUAGUCCAGUACACUAUGAGGAGGGACUAUACUGAUAGAAUAUCUUCUCGGGCAAGUGUUGGCCGUACCUCAGAUGAGUGCUAUAAAUGCCAUCAAACUGGCCUUUGGGCCAAAGUCUGUCCGAUGUCUGGUCCUUCAUCUUACGGAAGCACUGAUUUUUCGUCUGGGAUAUAUGGAGGUGUUCCAAGGAAACAGGUAGGCGGGUUUUAAAGUCUCUUUAGAGUAUGUAUAGAACUUUAAAUCAGUACAUCAUUUUGUAAUAUGUCAUCUACCCUUCCGAAACACGGGUUACUGACUUCACAAGAGCAGGGCAUUGGACUUGGUAGCCAUGAAUUGCUUUGGGAUGUCCUUUGGGACGAAACUUUCUGCAUAACCCUGAAGUGAACUUAUAGGUUAGAACUUUCUCAACUCUCUCAGAAUCGGACGGUUUCACUUUGGGUAUCGGAGUUUCAUUUUCAAUUUUACUCAUCUUUCGUUUCUGUUUCUUAUGUUUUUUGCUAAAAUAUCUUGUCUCAUUGAUCUCUUAUGGUUAUGGGAGGAUGAUCUGAAUCUGAAUUGUCCCACUUCAACUAAAGGAGGAAUGGAAACUGUUAGAUCAUAUAAAUAUAUAUAUAUAUAUAUUUAUAUCCACGGGGUUAGAAAUGUCUGUCAUCUGUAUGAAUAGGAAUAUAAGCUGAUAUUCCGCCUCAAAGUCAAGACUUGAAAGAACAUGAACCGGCAAAACGUAGGCAAGUGAAAGGUGCCCUAAUUUUUAAUUAAGACGAGGAGCAAUGUGCAUGGGAUUUCUUUAUUCACGUUUGGCCUCUCCUCUCCUCUACUAUAUAUAAUUUGUAUUUGUUGUCAAUUCUGAAAUGCUAACUUUAUGAGUUCACAUAAUUAGUCAUUUAAACCUGCAUCUUAAUUUAAACAUCUCAAUGUUAACCGUCUCAUUCAUCCAACCUCAAAUCAAUCCAUCAGUAAAUAUAUUAAAAUUACGAUCAAGAACACACGAAACCGUCAG
Molecule: messenger RNA, 3450 nt
Organism: Durio zibethinus
Lineage: Eukaryota; Viridiplantae; Streptophyta; Magnoliopsida; Malvales; Malvaceae
Source: RefSeq, a predicted model, not a curated record